AUGAGCAAUACGAUAGAGAUAUCCGAUAUUGUCAAGAUAGAGAGGGUUGGAAUCCAUUCUCACAUCAGAGGUCUGGGUUUGGAUUCCAAACUGAACCCGGACUAUGAAGGUGACGGUUUAAUCGGACAAACUCAGGCUCGUCGAGCUGCAGGGGUUGUCUUGAAUAUGCUAAAGGAAGGUAAAAUAGGCGGACGCGCGAUUUUACUCGCGGGACAACCUGGCAGUGGAAAGACUGCCAUUGCUAUCGCAAUAUCCAAGGCGUUGGGACCGGAUACACCAUUCACUCAUUUGAGCGCCUCUGAGGUCUACUCGCUGGAAAUGUCCAAGACGGAGUCGCUGAUGCAGGCCUUCAGGCGUUCCAUAGGCCUGCGUGUGAAGGAAGAGACGGAGGUGAUUGAGGGUGAAGUCACGGAGCUCGAGAUUGACAAACCUUCGCACUUUGCCAAGGAUCCUUCGCUCGGAAACAAGCCACAGACGGGUGUGAUUGGCAAGAUGAGCAUGAAGACAACAGACAUGGAAACCCUGUACGAUAUUGGAGGAAAGCUGAUAGAUGCUUUGAAAAAGGAGCAUGUAACAGUCGGAGAUAUUAUACAAAUUUGCAAGAGCUCCGGUAAAAUUACAAAACUGGGAAGAGCCUACUCUCAUUCCUACGAUUACGAUGCAAUGGCUCCACACACUAAAUUCAUGCAGUGUCCGUCGGGAGAAUUGCAAAAGAGAAAGGAGAUUGUACACACUGUUUCUCUGCACGACGUUGAUGUUAUAAACUCGAGGGCCCAGGGGUUCCUAUCCCUUUUUGCCGGUGAUACCGGUGAAAUAAAGAGCGAGAUUCGCGAACAGAUUGAUGCAAAAGUCAGUGAAUGGCAAGAUGAUGGUAGAGCUGAGAUCAUCCAGGGCGUACUUUUUAUAGACGAGGUCCACAUGCUCGAUAUAGAAUGCUUCUCCUUCCUUUGCAGGGCUUUGGAGAGCAAUAAUUGUCCGAUUGUAAUAAUGGCUACAAAUAGGGGUAUUACCAGGGUCAGGGGCACGGAUUACAAGUCCCCUCACGGCAUUCCCCUGGACGUCCUGGACAGGGUUUUGAUUAUUCCAACGUUUCCCUACCAGCCGGAAGAUACGCGAUUGAUUAUCAAGGAGAGGAGUCUCGAGGAGGAUGUGAAUUUGGACAAGGAGUCGCUAGAGUUGUUGGUGAAGAUUGCAAGUGACAUUUCCCUGAGAUAUGCACUGCAACUCAUCACUGCGAGUAACCUUAUAAGACUACGAAAAGGAGGUGGUCCUGUAACUUGCGAUGACAUCAAGCGUGCCUUUAAUCUCUUUAUAGACGCCAAAAGAAGCACCAAAUACCUCAUUGAAUUCCAACACGACUACAUGUUCUCUGAAAUUGUCACGGAAGCUGACAAUAAUGCAAUGGACGAGGAUAAAUGA
Messenger RNA from Theileria equi strain WA, 1419 nucleotides. Its product is annotated as ATP-dependent DNA helicase family member protein. Lineage: Eukaryota; Apicomplexa; Aconoidasida; Piroplasmida; Theileriidae. Gene Ontology annotation, molecular function: ATP binding; ATP hydrolysis activity; DNA helicase activity. Gene Ontology annotation, biological process: box C/D snoRNP assembly; chromatin remodeling; regulation of transcription by RNA polymerase II. The record is from RefSeq and is a predicted model, not a curated record. The transcript is spliced from 9 exons. Bases 1 to 1419 code for a protein of 472 amino acids. Gene Ontology annotation, cellular component: Swr1 complex; R2TP complex; NuA4 histone acetyltransferase complex.